This is a messenger RNA of Chelonoidis abingdonii (Abingdon island giant tortoise), 520 nucleotides long. NCBI's taxonomy places the organism in Eukaryota, Metazoa, Chordata, Testudines, Testudinidae. The record is from RefSeq and is a predicted model, not a curated record.
CUCAGCAGAAGCUGGGAUCCAUUGCUCCGACAACAGCAAAGGAACAAGGACUUGGGUGGAUCCAGUGACAGACACGGACAUGGCCCUGAGGGGACCUUGCCCCUUGCUCUUCCUGACCCUCAUCCUGCUGGUCACUGGCCUGGCCCAGAUCAUCAGACCACCUGACAGUUACCAAAAGUUUGUGAGCGAACAUGUUGAUUUCCCCAAGACCAGACCCCCCCGUGGCCAGACCUACUGCAACUACAUGAUGUGGCGACUGAGCCAGAAGAUCCAUAUGUGCAAACUCACCCACACCUUCAUCCACGCCCCCAUCAGCCGGCUUCGGGCCAUCUGCACCACUGGAGGGAGAUGCAACCAAAACAAUGUAUGUGACAGCAAUGCAGCUUACCCCCUCACCACCUGCCGCUUGCGCAGCCCACCCCGCCCACUGCGCUGUAUCUACAGGGGAAUACGCCGGACCCGCAGGAUCCGCGUGGCCUGUGUCUGGGGGCUGCCCGUGCGCUUCAUCAGAGUCCUGUAG